Messenger RNA from Cyprinus carpio (common carp), 619 nucleotides. RefSeq names its product protein PRRC2B-like. The record is from RefSeq and is a predicted model, not a curated record. Lineage: Eukaryota; Metazoa; Chordata; Actinopteri; Cypriniformes; Cyprinidae. The transcript has 3 exons. Gene Ontology annotation, biological process: cell differentiation. The coding region runs from base 242 to 604 and encodes 120 amino acids.
CUCGAUUUGUCGCGACGCGACGGCAGCAGCAGCAGCAGCUUCAUUCUCAGGUCGGGAAACUGACAACAAGCGAACAGUAAAAAACCAGAGAAAUCUGCAUCCAUCCUGCCGAGUUUCUCUAUCCAGUGGAAAUAUAUCGAUAUAUUUGAUCUGAAGCGACAGUCGUACGUUCAAUCGAAACAGACGGUACUGAGAAAGAGGUGCAAAGAAAAAUUUCCAUACUCGAUGACAUUACAUCGCAAUGUCCGAUCGUUUGGGGCAAAUAACCAAGUCCAAGGAUGGGAAAAGCAAGUAUUCAUCACUCAGCCUAUUUGACAAGUACAAAGGGAAGUCAAUAGAAACUCAGAAAACCACAGUUGUUGCACGACAUGGCUUACAGAGUCUUGGCAAAGUGGCCGCUGCCCGGCGCAUGCCCCCUCCCGCUCACCUGCCGAGUCUGAAGUCUGAGAGUAAAGGAAACGAUCCCAACGUGAUUAUCGUGCCCAAAGACGGUACAGGAUGGGCAAACAAGCAGGAUCAACACGAUCCAAAGAGGUCAGAGAAAAUGUUGCUGCGGCAUCAGCACUGCUGUCCAUCACGCUCACUAAAACGUCUCUGUGUGUGAAGUGAACUGAAGGAC